AUGCCAUUUGGACUCUGUAAUGCAUCAGGCACUUUCCAAUGUUGCAUGAUGGCCAUAUUUUCAGAUUACUUCGAGGAGUUAGUCGAGGUAAUUAAUACUGCCAGGAGGGAUUGGUCACCUAAGCUUGAUGAAGCGCUAUGGGCUUACAAGACUGCCUACAAAACACCAAUUGGUAUGUCUCCGUAUGCUCUGGUCUUCGGGAAAGCUUGUCAUCUACCACUUGAGUUGGAACACAAGGCGAUGUGGGCUUGCAAGAAGCUGAAGUAUGAUUUAGCCAGAACGGGGAAAGUCCAGAAGCUGCAAUUGAAUCAGCUGGUCGAAUGGCAAAGGGAUGCUUAUGAAAAUGCCAAGAUAUAUAAGGAGAAAACGAAGAAAUGUCACGAUGACCGCAUCAAUGAUCGGACAUUCAUCGAAGGUCAAUAG
Messenger RNA from Benincasa hispida (wax gourd), 423 nucleotides. The record is from RefSeq and is a predicted model, not a curated record. Lineage: Eukaryota; Viridiplantae; Streptophyta; Magnoliopsida; Cucurbitales; Cucurbitaceae.